AUGAUAUAAAAUCAAAAAUGAAACUACUCAUGCAUAAUAAGUCCAUUCUGAGUGUUAUAUAUUAAUAUAUCAUGAUUAUUAUACAACUGCCUUCCGACUGCUUUCAACACCUUGACUCUUCGGCUCUUCUCAGCACCUUCAUUUCAGCUGCUCCACCAACGUAGACUCAUCAUCAUUCAGUGUUAAUGUUUAAAAUGAACUGUUUAAGACAAUUCCACCUACACAUUUGUUAGUGACCUGAACACUUAAAUGUCAAGAGUAAUUUUUUUUAACCUAAAUUUAUUAUUGAUGCAUUAACAUGUUAACAUUUUUCUGUCAAGAUGGAGACUUUUGGCUCUGUUAUUACAGGUUUCGGCAGUUAAAUUUGUAACAAAUUAUAAUAACUGCAUCAUAUUUUAUAUACCGAACUUAAUUAAAAGAAAUGUUAAAUGAUGCCACUAUAAUUACGUAAUGAAUGGAUUGAAAGAACAGUUAUUUGUAUGGGUAGGACUGUCAGGCACAGACACAAUCUUUUAAGGAAAUAUUCAAACAUUUUCUACUUUGACUCUUAAUCCUGUUUUAUAACCUCCACAAGGAGGUUAUAUAUUUGUUGAAAUUGGCUGUUAUCAGGAUUAUGCAAAAGUUUCCAAAACCGAUUUAGUGAAACUGAGUAUGAUUGGGACAUGGAACAAAGACGAACCUAUUCAAUUUAGAUCCGGAUCCAGACAUUUGUCUUGCAUGACUUUCUCUAACAUUGCAAAAUAGUUUUUUUUGAUUACAUUUUCACUGAUUUUCCAGGGAAUAAUUCAUGGAUCUUGACAAAAAAAAAUAGAAGGCAUUUUCAGGGGCUGAUAUGUGUGACAUUUGGUGCAGCUUGAUUGAAUUUAAGGCGACUCUUCUGAUUGCUAUUCUAGUUCUUUUAUGUGAUUGUACUGGAUAUCUUUGGGGUUUGGGGUUGUCCAGUCCUUUCUCUGCAAAGGACUGGAAACAAGAGGAAACCGGUUGCUCUGCUCUGUCCGAAGGUAAGAAACACAUCUUUAAAGCUCAUUAUUUAUUAUGUCAUGUGGAUUUAACAAAUAAUAAUGUGCUGAAUAGAGAAUGUGUUAAAUGAGUUUUUAUAUAUAAAGUAAUAGGUAGAAUAAUUGACAGUGUUAUCAACCCUAGAAAUAAACAUGGGAGAAUAGAGCGCAAGAUUUUUCAGAAUAUUAAGCAGUUCAUAAUGAAAUGAAUGAGCACAUAAAAAUGACCUAAUUUAGAGUAAAAUAGUAAAUGUGCUUUGUUCAUUUCCAUGGGUUGGACUGGAAAACACCUUGCUUUGAGGUGCAUCCGAAAGAAGUGAUGCUGCAGCUCAUCUCAGAGACAUGACAUCAUCGUUUAUAUGUGUGUGUGUGUGUGUGUAUACGUGCACGAAUGUUGUUGCUAAGGGCGUAGGCAUUGUGUCUGAGUGUGUGUGUAUGUGUGUUGUAUUAUCUUCCUCUGUCUUCAUCAGCUCCAUGGAUCCUCCUGCUUCAGAACCGGAUCCACUCAUCACCACCUCCCGCAUGGAGACGACAUAUCACGGAUAAGGAAGCAGCCCUGUCUCCGUGCAUCACUCCCUCUUGCAGCCCGGCACUUGAACGCACCACUCGGAGACAGACAGAUCCGAUCAGAUGCAUUUAAAUUAAUAAGUCAGACUUUAUUUAACUCAGCCUCCACCGCGCGUUAACCCUGCGCUCCCCCGGCUUCAUAUGGCUUUUUACCCGCGGAUCAGCUUCAGGUGAAAAGCUGUGAUCAUCAUCUGCUCCAGUCAGACAUGGAAGCGCGCACAUCAGAGCCGCUGUGUCAGCCCUGUGUUUACCACGAAGCUUUCAAAGUGGAGCUACAGGUGAGGAGACCUCUGAUGCCUGUGCAGCUGGGUCCAGAGCAGGUGGGCCUGGAGAUGCUGUGUCUCUGUGGGCAGCUGGACCUCCUCAUCAGGGCACAGAUGCAGCAGUUCCAGGAGCAGUUGGGACAAGGCUGCAGUCCAGAGGAAUCAGACACUUUCCAGUCUCAAGGAUCAGAUAUUCUCGACCAGAUGCUGCAGUGCCUUGAACAUCUACCAAAGCCUAUGCCACAGCUGGAGGACUACCUGGACAUGAUGGGCCUCUCAGCCAUGUUUCCUCGUGUAGAGGUGUUCCUUAUUCAAGGCAGCCCCGUGGAGAUGCUGGAGAGGCCGCCGAUGGACGAUUACUUCUACCACAUCGCCAAACUGAACCAACUCUUGGUGCUGAGUCAGCAGCUGGAAGAAGAUAUCCGACACCUUGGAAGUCAUAAAUACAUCGCCCACCAGCUCUCGGUCAUAUAUCAAGUCAUCAGCUCUUUCAGGGGAAUUCAGGUCUUCUCUGAAAUAAAGAAAGAUAUUGAGGCCAACUUCAAACAGAUGAAGCAGUCUCUGGUGAACGAUGAAGGCUCCAGGCACGAGCCUCAGCUGGCUGCUCACUACAUCAACUGGAUAUUAGAAAUAACUCAGAGCUUAACGUCGGCGGUGCUGUCGCUGCCGGAGGAGCUGACGGACGACCUCCACCAGGCCGUGACCUUCGUGUCCCAGCUCCUGUCCUGACUCUGUAUCUACGAGCCCUGACGUUCUGAUGCAGCGUCUCCAGGAGUCUCCUGCUUCUAAAUGAACUGAUGAUGGCACGACUCUGAAGAGGUGCUACACAAGUGGAUUGGAAAGCCUACUUCAUUUACAAAUCAUCUAGGUUUUUAUAUUUCCCUCCUGAAUGUGACUCGUGUAUUUACAUGUGGAAAGUCAGCUGUUUGGAAAUGAAUGUAAGCUUGAGAGAUCCCUCCUUGCACUACUGUUAAUAAAAACUA
Molecule: messenger RNA, 2811 nt
Organism: Pleuronectes platessa (European plaice)
Lineage: Eukaryota; Metazoa; Chordata; Actinopteri; Pleuronectiformes; Pleuronectidae
Exons: 8
Coding region: 1772-2557 (261 amino acids)
Source: RefSeq, a predicted model, not a curated record